AUGAGCAGUCCUUCGUUUGUGGGCACUUCGAAUGCUUUCGAUACUAACACGGGAGUUCAAGAAGAUAAUGCAAGCGUUGAAUCUGAGAAUGAUGAUGAAGAGGAGGGCUUACAAAUUAAUAACAUGACAUUGAUAGAUCGUGAUGAAGGGGCCAACAACCACAUUGACGGGUGUUAUGCUAAUAAUGACUAUGUUGUCUUAGAGGAUCCGCCGCCCGAUGAACUUCAAGGAGAAGAAUGGAUUGAUAACUCCAUGAUGGAAAGUGUUCCUAUUGGCACUAAUAGCGGUCAUGAUACACAGGGCGAUGACUUCUCAUUCGUGAAGGGAGAUCUUUAUGAGAAUUGUGAAGAUAAAGAUCUUGGUGGACACUACGACGGGAAUGCGAAUUGUCCUUGGAAGCUUAAUUCAUGUUCGGGUGUAAGACCCGUACCAGACAUCACCAUGAUCGGGCAUUCCCAGAGUCAUUUGGCUUGGGUCAUUGAGGAUGCGAGAGUCCGUGCUUUUGAUAGCAUUGAGGCUGAUAUUGAUGCGCACGUGCCUGAGAUUCAGCAUUCGGUGGCGUUAGGACUCCUCAACAGGAUCAAGAAGACCAUAGCGCAGCUCGUCACCGUGCGAACUCUUCACCCGCUGUGUGUUGAGGACUUGACGGUGGAGAAUGGGCUGUUUAAGUCGUUUGAUGAGAUUGUGAGGCGGCAGCUUGAUCCGAUAUGGCAUACGAUUGGGAGGAAGACGAAGCAGCUGGUUAGUGAUCUGAGGACGCUGAGGAAGCUGUUGGAUUAUCUUGUGAGGUAUGAUGCUGUGACGUACUUGAAGUACUUGGAUACACUGAGAGUUUCAGAGGGCGUUCGAUCGGUUUGGAUGUUUGCAGAGUCAAGCCACAAGAUCUUCGAGCUUGCGAAGAGGAGGGUUUAUCAGGUGGUUCGGGCUGAUGGAACGAGAAUUGCUUCAGUUGCUAAGAACAAGAAGAAGAGGAAGAUGAAUGAUAAAAGCAAGAAAGAGAAAGAAAGUGAAAAUGGAGUUUCCUCUUCUAAUUUGCUGGAUCCCACUGUCGGUGUGGUGUUAGAUGAAGUCUUGGAAGAAGCACCCAAAUGGAAGGUCUUACGCGAGUUGCUGGAAGAAAUAGAAGAAGAACGGCAUAAGGAAGCUUUGUCAAGACAAGAGCAGAAUAUGGUUGAAAAUGUUGAGGAUAAUACUGACAUCGUUUUGGUAGCUUGUAAAGAUGAACUCUCAUGUUUGCAGUUGGAAGAUUGUAUAUCGAAAGGCCCACAUAAGGUCAUGCGGGAAGAAUGGGAGAAGUACUUGUUGGGUAAGGCUGAGUUGCAUAGCUUGCGUAAACGCAAUAAGAAAAGAUCUCAGGAUCCUAAGGGCUUCGGGGUACUUGAUGGAGUAGCUACUGGGCCUUCUGAGAACACAGAAGCUAGCAGCAUAUCCAAGCUGGAAAAUGAUGCCUUACUGGCUGCAGCAUCAGAGAUUAGCAAUUUAAAUAAAGAAGAAAUCAGUGUAGGGCACAAUUCUGAGCCACGUACGAGGAGAGGGAACUAUGGAAGAGGAAGGGGGAGAGGAAAGUCCAGGAAUUUAACACCAAGUGCUCGAGUUUCUGAAAACCAAAGGGACAAGCUAUCAGAAAAAGAAAAUAAUAAAAUUGAUCAAGGAAGAGGAAGGGGGAGAGGAAAAUCCAGGGAAUCAACAGAAAGGGCUCAAGUUGCUGAAAAGCGAAGUGAGAAGCCAUCAGAAAAAGAAAAUAAUAAAAUUGAUCAAGACGGUAUGGAAACAGAAGGCCAACAUGGGGAAGCUGAUAUAAGACUUGGAGGCAGUCUUGAGGAAGCGACCUUAGCAAAUGCAUCUGAUGGUAAAAUUGUUCUUCAAAGAAAUGAGCCAGAGUCUUCUGCAACAGAGUCAAGUGAUACAAAACCGCUUCCACCUGUUCAGUUUUAUGCUCUAGAAAGAGAUCAGCACAUUCUUGGCCUUUGGAAGCCAUCUGUAAUUAUCGUUUAUCAUCCAGACAUGAGUUUUGUUCGGGAAAUUGAAGUAUACAAGGCUGAGAAUCCUUCAAAAAAGUUGAAGGUGUACUUUUUGUUUUAUGAAGAUUCUACAGAGGUGCAAAAAUUUGAAGCAAGCAUACGUCGGGAAAAUGGAGCAUUUGAAUCUUUGAUUAGGCAGAAAUCCCUGAUGAUGAUCCCUGUUGAUCAGGAUGGGCGUUGUGUUGGACCUACUAUUUGUGAGCCGCAAUCACUUACUUCACAGAACUCUCUAACUAGAAAGGCAGGUGGUAGAAAGACAGUGGAGAAAGAAAUGCAGGUCAUAGUGGACAUGAGAGAGUUCAUGAGCAGUCUUCCUAAUGUUCUGCACCAAAAAGGCAUGCGAGUCAUACCUAUUACUUUGGAAGUUGGCGAUUAUGUACUUUCACCAUUAAUUUGUGUUGAAAGAAAAAGUAUUGGAGAUCUAUUUCAAAGUUUUGCAUCAGGACGCCUCUACCAUCAGGCGGAGAUGAUGAACCGCUAUUAUAAAAUACCUGUGCUUUUAAUUGAGUUCUCACAGGACAGGAGCUUUUCCUUCCAGUCUGCAAAUGAUAUUGGUGAUGAUGUUACGCCAACAAGCAUAAUUUCAAAGCUUUCGUUGCUUGUCCUACAUUUCCCUCGCCUUCGGCUUGUCUGGUCUCGUAGUUUGCAUGCAACAGCAGAGAUAUUUGCGUCACUGAAGGCAAACCAGGACGAACCUGAUGAGAGCAAGGCCAUAAGAGUUGGUGUUCCUUCAGAGGAUGGCAUUGUGGAGAAUGAUGUCAGGGCUGAAAAUUACAAUACGUCUGCAAUUGAGUUCUUGAGACGUCUCCCUGGUGUAACUGAUUCAAAUUACCGAGCAAUAAUGGACAGCUGUAAAAACUUGGCCGAGCUUGCUCUUCUUCCUGUAGAGAGAUUAGCCGAAUUAAUGGGAGGUCAAAAAGCAGCAAAAACAUUGAAGGAAUUUCUUGAUGCAAAAUGUCCGACAAUGUUGUGACUCUAAUAAGCUUGAGCUUGAAGAUCGCCGAAUCAAAAUUUUGGGUAUUUUUCUUCACCCUGAGAUUUUGUUGGAUAAGUUCUAAUGCCUUCUAAAUCAAAAGCAUCAGGUGCCUUCAGAACACAGGUCACUACCUUUGAAGUAAGGGCUUCUCUGUGGUUCUAAUUUUCCCAUUUUCCCGUCACUAAUUUAUUUGUAUUUUUAUUGUAAUUUCAUAUUGAAGAAAAUUGGUUUUCUGUAAAUUUUUAUUGUAAUUUCAUGUUGAAGAAAAUUGUUACAUUAUUAUUAUUUCAUUGAGAAGAUUCACUUGCUUGAGA
Molecule: messenger RNA, 3311 nt
Organism: Asparagus officinalis (garden asparagus)
Lineage: Eukaryota; Viridiplantae; Streptophyta; Magnoliopsida; Asparagales; Asparagaceae
Product: DNA repair endonuclease UVH1
Exons: 13
Coding region: 1-2994 (997 amino acids)
Biological process (GO): resolution of meiotic recombination intermediates; nucleotide-excision repair involved in interstrand cross-link repair; double-strand break repair via homologous recombination
Cellular component (GO): nucleotide-excision repair factor 1 complex
Molecular function (GO): damaged DNA binding; single-stranded DNA binding; single-stranded DNA endonuclease activity
Source: RefSeq, a predicted model, not a curated record